AUGCACAUGAACAAGAGAAUCGGGCGCCUGAAGCAAUGGGCUGGCGAGCGCAUGGGUGGUGAGGUGAAAACCUCUCAGUCGGAUGACUUCAAGGCCCUGGAGACCGAGAUGGGCGUGCGACACGAAGGUGUCGAUCGAAUCCACAAGUCCAUGACGGCAUAUGUCAAGGCCAUCUCGAAGCGCAGUGAAGGGGACGAUAAAGAGAAGACUCUUCCCAUCGCUCACCUGGGUAGCAGCAUGGUGGGCCAUGGGGAGGACUUCGAUGGUGCUUCCGAAUACGGACAGUGCCUGAUCAUGCUGGGGCGGACUGAGGAGCGCAUGGCACGCAUCCAAGAAAACUAUAUCUCGCAGGCGACCUCGAGCUGGCUUGAGUCACUGGAGAGAUCUUUGGCCCAGAUGAAGGAUUACCAGCAUGCGCGGAAGAAGCUCGACAGCCGUCGACUGGCUUACGACACAUCCCUCUCGAAGAUGGAGAAGGCCAAACGGGAAGACUUCCGAGUCGAGGAAGAGCUCCGCACCCAGAAGGUCAAAUACGAGGAAGCCAACGACGACGUGAUCCGUCGGAUGCAGGACAUCAAGGACGCAGAGGUGGAGAGUGUCAUGGAUCUGGGUUCCUUCUUGGAGGCCCAGCUCGAGUAUCAUGAACGAUGUCGUGAGGCGCUGCUGCAGCUCAGAAGUGAAUGGCCAGCCGGGUGCAGCCAAGCGCCAUCUCCGCCUCGUCGUCCAACCCGAGCUCGAUCAAACACCGCCCAUUCCUACCAGGAGCGAUAUGAGCCGUUGCAGGAAGAGUUGGAAACUGUCACGGAGAGCCGACCUACCAUUCGUUCCAAUCGAACCGCCUCAAACUAUGCGGCCGACUCUCCUUCCCGCGAGGCCUAUCCCGCGAGCAAUGGCUACGCUCGACCGGGUCUCAACCGAACAUCCACUUUCGAAAGCCCAACUCAACUGCGCCAGGAAACAUCCCCGGCUCCAACCCAGUGGAUUCAGCGCACUGCGAGCGACAAUAUGGUGAAUCGCCGAGGCAGUGUCCAGCAUACCGGGGGGCGAUAUCUGGCGGAUCCGUAUGCGGAUUCCGAGGCCAGCUCCUACGGCCGCUCUAGCCCCGAGCGUGCCUACGGCGGACGAUCCAUCUCUCCCGCCACCUCACACGGGAGUGUGCCCUCCCGUCGUCCAAGCUCAACUGCGCUGAAUGCCUCGAGUUUGGCCAAGAAGGCACCCCCACCACCCCCUUCGCGUGCGAAAAAGCCGCCACCUCCUCCCCCUCCCAUGAAGCGGUCCCUGGUCACCGUGACCGACCUGUAG
Penicillium oxalicum is the source of this 1302-nucleotide messenger RNA. RefSeq lists its product as uncharacterized. The coding region runs from base 1 to 1302 and encodes 433 amino acids. NCBI's taxonomy places the organism in Eukaryota, Fungi, Ascomycota, Eurotiomycetes, Eurotiales, Aspergillaceae. The record is from RefSeq and is a predicted model, not a curated record. Gene Ontology annotation, molecular function: protein binding. The transcript is spliced from 4 exons. Gene Ontology annotation, cellular component: cytoplasm.